Molecule: messenger RNA, 1521 nt
Organism: Oncorhynchus keta (chum salmon)
Lineage: Eukaryota; Metazoa; Chordata; Actinopteri; Salmoniformes; Salmonidae
Exons: 3
Coding region: 1-1521 (506 amino acids)
Source: RefSeq, a predicted model, not a curated record
AUGCACACGGCCAGUAAUACUCAUACAGCCAGUAACAUGCACACGGCCAGUAAUACUCACAAGUCCAGUAACACUCACAAGGCCAGUAUCACUCAUACGGCCAGUAACAUUCACACGGCCAGUAACACUCAUACAUCCAGUAACGUUCACACGGCCAGUAACGCUCAAAAGGCCAGUAACACUCAAAAGGCCAGUAACACUCGCACGGACAGUAACAUUCACACGGCCAGUAACACUCAUACAGCCAGUAACAUUCACACGGUCUGUAACCCUCACACGGCCAGUAACACUCACACGGCCAGUAACACUCAUACGGCCAGCAACAUUCACACGGUCAGUAAUACUCGCACAGCCAGUAACAUUCACACGGUCUGUAACCCUCACACGGCCAGUAACACUCACACGGCCAGUAACACUCACACGGCCAGUAACAUUCACACGGUCAGUAACACUCGCACAGCCAGUAACAUUCACACGGUCAGUAACACUCACACGGCCAGUAACACUCACACGGCCAGUAACAUUCACACGGUCAGUAACACUCGCACAGCCAGUAACAUUCACACGGCCAGUAACAUUCACACAGCCAGUAACAUUCACACGGCCAGUAACAUUCACACGGCCAGUAACACUCACACGGCCAGUAACACUCACACGGCCAGUAACAUUCACACGGUCAGUAACACUCGCACAGCCAGUAACAUUCACACGGCCAGUAACAUUCACACAGCCAGUAACAUUCACACGGCCAGUAACAUUCACACGGCCAGUAACACUCACAAUGCCAGUAACACUCACACGGCCAGUAACACUAGCACGGCCAGUAACACUCACAAUGCCAGUAACAUUCACACGGCCAGUAACACCCACACGGCCAGUAACACUCACACGGCCAGUAACACUCACAAUGCCAGUAACAUUCACACGGCCACCAGUAACAUUCACAAGGCCAGUAACAUUCACACUGCCAGUAACACUCAUACAGCCAGUAACGUUCACACGGCCAGUAACACUCACACGGCCAGUAACACUCAUACAGCCAGCAACAUUCACACGGCCAGUAACACUCAUACAGCCAGUAACAUUCACACAGCCAGUAACAUUCACACAGCCAGUAACACUCACACGGCCAGUAACACUCACACGGCCAGUAACACUCACACGGCCAGUAACACACGGCCUCACAAUGCCAGUAACAUUCACACGGCCAGUAACACUCACACGGCCAGUAACACUCACAAUGCCAGUAACAUUCACACGGCCAGUAACAUUCACACGGCCACUAACACUCACACGGUCAGUAACACUCACACGGUCAGUAACACUCACACGGCCAGUAGCACUCACAAUGCCAGUAACAAUAAUACAGACAGUAACAUUCACACGGCCAGCAACACUCAUACAGCCAGUAACAUUCACACGGCCAGUAACACUCAUACAGCCAGAAACACUUACACGUCCAGGAACAUUCACACGGCCAGUAACACUCACAUGGCCAGUAACACUCGCACGGGCCAGUAA